Messenger RNA from Chrysochloris asiatica (Cape golden mole), 1566 nucleotides. RefSeq names its product zinc finger protein 502 (gene ZNF502). Gene Ontology annotation, biological process: regulation of transcription by RNA polymerase II. The record is from RefSeq and is a predicted model, not a curated record. Lineage: Eukaryota; Metazoa; Chordata; Mammalia; Afrosoricida; Chrysochloridae. Gene Ontology annotation, molecular function: RNA polymerase II cis-regulatory region sequence-specific DNA binding; DNA-binding transcription factor activity.
AUGUUAAAUUCAGGUGGAUGUUGGAAGAACAGACCUGCUCCAGAGCAAGAUGUCUCUGAAAUUGAUUCUUCAUGCAUAGUAGCAGAAAGAUUUCAAGAGAAUGAACAUCAGGAUUCUGCAUUUGUAGAAAAAUAUGCAUGGGAGGGCAUUAAGGAAUAUCCUUUGAGACAGUUUCCUGGACCAUGCCUUUUCCAAGAAGGAGGUUUUGGGGGAAUAACCUUCAUUCACAAAGAAGCAACUCCUGAGAUGAUUAGUCAAGAAUAUAACUUUGAAAAAAGCUUUCUUUUGACUUCAAGCCUUGUGACACAUCUCAGAGUCACCGAAGAGAGCCUACAUCAGUGGGAGACAACUAGCAUACACACCAAUGAGAUUUCAGACUGAAGUAUAUGCCCAGCCCUGUCCACCCUGGAAAAAUCUUGGACGUGUGAUGAAUGUAGAAAGUCCUUUAGUCAGAGCUCAUCCCUUACCCAGCACAUGAGAACUCACCCUGGAGAGAAACCCUUCACAUGUGCAGAAUGUGGGAAAGCCUUUAGGUGUGACUCAUUCCUUGUUCAACAUCAACAGAUUCACAUUGGAGUGAAACCGUAUAGAUGUGAACAUUGUGGGAGAAUAUUUCGAUGUCGAUCAUUUCUUACUCAGCAUCAGCAAAUUCAUAGUAGAGAGAAAUCUUCUAAAUAUAGUGAAUGUGGGGAUUACUUCUGCAAUCGUUCACAACUCACUGAAUAUCAGAGGAUUCAUACUGGGGAGAAACCUUAUAAAUGCAAAUGUGAAAAGGCAUUUAAUCAGAACACACGCCUCAUUCAUCAUCAGAGAAUUCACACUGGUGAUAAACCUUAUUUAUGCAAUGAAUGUGGCUCUUCUUCCCAUCAGCACUCAAAUCUUACCCAACAUCAGAUUAUUCACACUGGAGAAAAGCCUCAUAAAUGUAAUGAAUGUGGGAAAACCUUCCAAUCAAAGGCAAAUUUCUCUCAACAUCAGAGAACUCAUACUGGAGAGAAGCCCUAUAAAUGGAAAGAAUGUGGAAAAGCCUUUUGUCAAAGCCCAUCCCUUAUUAAACACCAGCGAAUUCAUACUGGUGAAAAACCUUAUAAAUGUAAAGAAUGUGGCAAAGCCUUUACUCAGAGCACUCCACUCAUUAAGCAUCAGAGAAUUCAUACUGGGGAGAGACCCUACAAAUGCAGUGAAUGUGGUAAGGCCUUCAUUCAGAGCAUCUGUGUUACUCGGCAUCAGAGAAGUCACACUGGAGAAAAAACCUAUAAAUGUGGGAAGGGCUUUAAUCAGAAUACCUGCCUCACUCACCAUAUGAGAAUUCACACUGGAGAGAAACCCUAUAAAUGUAAGGAAUGUGGGAAAGCCUUUGCUCAUAGCUCAUCUCACAGAACACAUACUGGUGAGAAGUCCUAUAAAUGUAGUGAAUGUGAGAAAACCUUCCGCCAGUACGCACAUCUUAGUGAACAUUACAGAAUUCACACUGGUAAGAAGCCUUAUGAAUGCAUUGAAUGUGGAAAAUUCUUCAGACAUAGUUCAGUCCUUUUCAGACAUCAAACACUCCACAGUGGUGAAUAA